Molecule: messenger RNA, 1440 nt
Organism: Eremothecium gossypii ATCC 10895
Lineage: Eukaryota; Fungi; Ascomycota; Saccharomycetes; Saccharomycetales; Saccharomycetaceae
Gene: TRP3
Product: bifunctional anthranilate synthase/indole-3-glycerol-phosphate synthase
Exons: 1
Coding region: 1-1440 (479 amino acids)
Biological process (GO): L-tryptophan biosynthetic process
Cellular component (GO): cytosol
Molecular function (GO): indole-3-glycerol-phosphate synthase activity
Source: RefSeq, marked provisional
AUGGGCAAGCGCGUGGUGUUGAUUGACAACUACGACUCGUUCACGUGGAACCUGUACGAGUACCUGUGCCGCAGCGGCGCUGCCGUGGAGGUACACAGGAAUGACAAGAUCAGCGUGGCGGAGGUAGCCGAGCUGGAACCGGAUGUGGUGGUUAUCUCGCCUGGGCCGGGCCACCCUGCGCGCGACGCAGGCAUUUCGCAGGAGUGUAUACGUCACUUUGCGGGCCGAGUACCGGUUGUGGGGGUGUGUAUGGGGCAGCAGUGCAUUUACGAGGCGUUCGGCGGGCGCGUGGAGAGCGCGGGAGAGAUCGUGCACGGCAAGACGUCGGAGCUGCGUCACGACGGGCGCGGGCUCUUCCAGGGGGUACCCCAGGCCGUGGCAGUGACACGGUACCACUCGCUGGCUGGACUGGCGUCAACGUUGCCGGCGGAGCUGGAGGUGACGGCGCGCACGGAGACAGGCGUGGUUAUGGGCGUGCGGCACCGCAAGUACACCGUGGAGGGUGUGCAGUUCCACCCGGAGUCGAUUCUGACGGACCACGGGCAGCUAAUGGUGCGCAACAUGCUAGCGCUGGAAGGCGGUACGUGGGCUGAGAACGACAAGCUCCAGCUGCGGGCAGGCGCGGGCUCUGUGCUGAGCGAGAUAUACGCUCAACGACAGGAGGACGUGGCAGCGCAGAUGGCUAUGCCGGGAACUGGUAUGGCGGACCUGGAGGCGAGCUUUCGAUUGGGGGUUCUGCCGGGCGUGGUGGACUUCCAUGAGCGGCUGGCGCGGGACGCCCCGCGGCUGGCUGUGGUAGCCGAGAUAAAACGUGCGUCUCCGUCGCGUGGCAAUAUUAGCGAGGCGCUUGCAGCAGAACAGGCGCUUGCAUAUGCGGAGGCGGGAGUUUCCGCCAUCUCGGUGCUUACCGAGCCGCACUGGUUCAAAGGCAACCUGCAAGACCUAACUAGUGCCAGACGCGCACUUGAGAGACACUACACUGCCGAGACGCGGCCGGCGUUGCUGCGUAAGGACUUCUUAUUUAGUCGUUACCAGAUCUUGGAGGCGCGGCUUGCGGGCGCUGACAGUGUGCUCUUGAUUGUAAAGAUGUUGACGCAGCCGCAGCUCGAGGACCUGUAUCUUUAUGCCACACAGGAGAUGGGGUUAGAGCCGCUUGUGGAGGUCAGCAAUCGCGAGGAGCUCGAUCGUGCCUUGAUGCUAAAGCCGCGCGUUAUUGGCGUUAACAAUCGCGACCUGAACUCCUUCUCGGUCGACCUUGAUACCACCAGCAGUCUUGUUCACCACGUCCCGGCCGGCACGCUGCUGUUGGCACUUUCCGGGAUUAGUGGGCCACAGGAUGCGGCCCGCUAUCGCGAGGAGGGCGUGCAAGGCCUGCUGGUUGGAGAGGCCCUGAUGAGAGCAGACAACGUCGGCGAAUUUGUUCAGAGACUAGUUCAGUGA